ACAUUUAAUUUUGAUUACAAGUAAAAAGAGAUCGUCUCUUCUUCUUUCCCGGAAAAUCCUCAUUUUUGACUUGCUCAAUUUUGCUUCCUUAGACCCAAAAAUCCAACCCUAACCCUAAUCGACAUUUUCUCCGAUUUCUUAAUUCUCCGGUGAAAAUGUCUCACCUUGAUGAUCUUCCUUCUACUCCCGGAAAGUACAAAACCGAUAAAGUUCCUCCGUACGGGAUUCUCCACCACCACCGUUACCUCCGUCUCUCGAAACUCACACUUUGGGCUUCUCUCUUCCUCGCUCUGUUCCUCUUCUACCUCGUUUUAUCUCCUCCUCCGUCACCAUCUCGCCGGAAUCUCAACGAUUCUUCCUCAAUUUCCGCCGCUAAAUACGGUGGCUCUCACUGGGAGAAACAAGUUCGUAAAUCCGCUCGUCCUAGGUCUCGCGGCGGUUUAACGGUAUUAGUCACCGGAGCUUCCGGAUUCGUCGGUACUCACGUCUCGAUCGCGUUACGAAGACGCGGCGAUGGUGUUCUAGGUCUUGACAAUUUCAAUCGGUACUACGAUCCAAAGCUUAAACGAGCAAGACAAGGUCUUUUAGAACGAUCAGGUGUUUUCGUUGUUGAAGGCGAUAUUAACGACGCCGUUUUGCUUAGAAAGCUCUUUGAUGUUGUCCUCUUCACACAUGUUAUGCAUCUAGCUGCUCAAGCUGGUGUGCGUUACGCAAUGCAAAACCCAGGAUCGUAUGUGAACAGUAACAUUGCUGGGUUUGUGAAUUUAUUAGAAGUGUCGAAAUCAGCGAAUCCGCAGCCUGCGAUUGUGUGGGCUUCGUCUAGCUCUGUUUAUGGUCUCAAUUCGAAAGUACCCUUUUCGGAGAAAGAUCGAACGGAUCAACCGGCGAGUUUAUACGCGGCGACGAAGAAAGCUGGUGAAGGAAUUGCACAUACUUAUAACCAUAUCUAUGGUUUAUCGCUUACGGGUUUGCGGUUUUUCACUGUUUAUGGACCUUGGGGUAGACCUGACAUGGCGUAUUUCUUCUUUACUAAAGAUAUUCUUAAAGGGAAGACGAUUACGGUUUUUGAAUCUCCUGAUAAAGGUAGUGUUGCUAGGGAUUUCACUUACAUUGAUGAUAUUGUAAAAGGUUGUUUAGGUGCGUUAGAUACUGCUGAGAAGAGUACUGGUAGUGGUGGUAAGAAGAAAGGUCCUGCUAUGUUUAGGAUUUAUAAUUUGGGGAAUACUUCGCCUGUUCCGGUAACUAAGCUUGUGACUAUAUUAGAAAAGCUUUUGAAGAUGAAAGCUAAGAAAAAGAUCAUGCCUUUACCGAGGAAUGGGGAUGUUGAGUUUACUCACGCGAAUAUCACGUUAGCGCAAGCAGAGCUCGGUUAUAAACCUGCGGUUGAUCUUGAGACGGGUUUGAAAAAGUUUGUGAAAUGGUAUAUGGGUUUUUACACAGGGUCGAAGAAGAAGAGUUCUUGGUGAUCUCUAUGUCUCUCUGUUUCUCUCUGCUCUAGUCAUGGUCUCUGUUCUCGCCUCUGGAGCUCGGAGCUUAAGGCCUUAAACCCGAGCACUUGCAUCGCGAGGAAAAUGGCUACACUGUUAAUGGACAAACACUUGGUUAUUUUAACAUAAGGCUAUUUACGUAUCUGCAUUGUUUCUGUGUUGCUAGAUUUUGCUUCAUUUAUUUGUUAGUAGAUUUGAGCAAUGUACAGCUUCAUCACUUAUGUGUUUCAAUUGUGGACUCUCAAUUGUCUUUUCCAUCAUGUCGGAGGAAUAAAGUAGCUUGGAUUUUGAUGCA
Arabidopsis lyrata subsp. lyrata is the source of this 1782-nucleotide messenger RNA. RefSeq names its product UDP-glucuronate 4-epimerase 5. NCBI's taxonomy places the organism in Eukaryota, Viridiplantae, Streptophyta, Magnoliopsida, Brassicales, Brassicaceae. The transcript has a single exon. Bases 156 to 1466 code for a protein of 436 amino acids. The record is from RefSeq and is a predicted model, not a curated record.